Hypomesus transpacificus is the source of this 1327-nucleotide messenger RNA. RefSeq names its product T-cell acute lymphocytic leukemia protein 1-like. The coding region runs from base 211 to 1263 and encodes 350 amino acids. NCBI's taxonomy places the organism in Eukaryota, Metazoa, Chordata, Actinopteri, Osmeriformes, Osmeridae. Gene Ontology annotation, biological process: regulation of transcription by RNA polymerase II. The record is from RefSeq and is a predicted model, not a curated record. Gene Ontology annotation, molecular function: protein dimerization activity; RNA polymerase II cis-regulatory region sequence-specific DNA binding; DNA-binding transcription factor activity, RNA polymerase II-specific. The transcript is spliced from 4 exons.
CGCGCGGGAUGCGGUGAGGAAUAACUCCAACAUCACUUCCAGUUCCACACAGUCGCUCCUCUGGCUGGAAAAAAACACCCAGAUAUGGAUGACCCCCUUACAAAAUGGCUCCACUCACACACUAACAUCAACAACACGUCAGGAAAGUUAUUUCUUCCUCUGUGGUCCGCGGUCCCAGGAGGGCACUGCUAGGCCUCUCUGGCGGCUGGGAUGAUGGAGACACGGACACGGGAGGUCGGUAGUCCUCGUAAGGAGUCUCGUGGACCGAGCCCGAGCUCCGUCGCCACUGCGAAUGGAUACAAGCACGAGGAGGAGCAGGAGGAAGAGGAAGAGGAGGAGAAGAAGUUCGCGGAGGAGGAGGAGGGAGCAGAGUCUGAUGACGCUCCUCCUCAGAGCGCGCUAAAUGGGACUAUCAUCACCAACGGCGUUGCCAAGGAAACAACUCGCGACGCCCUUGACCUGAAAAGGGAAGUGCCCGUGAUAGAGCUCUCGAGGAGAGGCAUUAUAAAGGCGGGAGAGCUGAGAGCGGACAGACAUACGGUACCGAUCACGGAGCUUCGCAGACCUCCCGUGCCGCUGCCGUUGCCGCUGCCGCACAGAGACGUUCUGAACGACGCUCGAAUGGUCCAGCUGAGCCCAAACGCGUUCCCUAUCCCGGCGCGAGCGAUGCUGUACAACCUGGCACAACCUCUGGCUAUCAACAGCAGCCAGGGGGAGCCGGAGCAGUUUGGGAUGUACCCCAGCAGCAGGGUGAAGAGGCGCCCGGCGCCUUAUGAGGUGGAGCUCGACGAGGCGGGCCAGCCCAAGAUCGUGCGCCGCAUCUUCACCAACAGUCGUGAGCGCUGGCGGCAGCAGAACGUGAACGGGGCGUUCUCAGAGCUCCGCAAGCUCAUCCCCACCCACCCCCCCGACAAGAAGCUCAGCAAGAACGAGAUCCUGCGUCUGGCCAUGAAGUACAUCAGCUUCCUGUCCCAGCUCCUGGAGGACCAGGAUGGGGGCGGGGCGCGGACCGUGACGGGGGCCGGGGGGGUGGAGGGCGGGGGGCCGGUGGGCACAGGGGCGGGGGGCGCAGGGAGGGAGGAGCUGCUGGAGGCCCUGUCUCCAGGGUCCAGCUGUGGGAGUCUUCCAGACGGGGAUGCCAGCCCAGACAGCUUCCCCGAGGAGCAGGACUCUCCUCCGGCCACCAGGACCAGACCGGCCCCCAGGACCUCCAGGGACCUGCGGCGCUCCGCACGGUCACUAGAUGGCGCCGGACGGCGAUGAUGAUGGUGGUGGUGAUAAUGUUGAUGAAGAUGGUGAUGAUGUUGGUGAUGUGAGGAGGAUGAGA